Molecule: messenger RNA, 1542 nt
Organism: Botrytis deweyae
Lineage: Eukaryota; Fungi; Ascomycota; Leotiomycetes; Helotiales; Sclerotiniaceae
Exons: 2
Coding region: 1-1542 (513 amino acids)
Cellular component (GO): cytoplasm; membrane; microtubule
Molecular function (GO): GTP binding; GTPase activity; microtubule binding
Source: RefSeq, a predicted model, not a curated record
AUGGCCAGGAAGACAGCCAAGCUAUUUCAAACCAACGGCUUAAGAAGCCUAUGUUCUGAGAAUCAAAUCAAAAUAAUGAAUACCAUUGAUAAUCUUCGCUCUCAAGGUAUCAAUCAUAAUAUUUCCUUGCCACAAAUCAUUGUGUAUGGCGACCAAUCAUCUGGGAAAAGUUCGGUUCUUGCGGCUAUUUCGGGCGUGCCUUUUCCUGUCAAAGGAAACCUUUGCACAAGGUUCCCAACUGAAUUGAUCCUUCAGAAGACGCCUGAGGUCAGCGUUCGUGUAAAUAUCGUACCAUACCACUCUUCUAGAGAGACUGAACGGACGUCUCUGAGCGAAUUCAGCCAGGAGCUUGAUGCUUUUGAUGGUCUGGCAAAGCUGAUUGAGGAUGCGAGAGCAGCAAUGGGUGUCUAUGAAAAUGGCAAAGCUUUCUCCAAAAACAAGCAAAAAUCGGCUUCCGAUAUCGAAGCAGUACAAAGCAUUGUCCAUACUUAUAUGAAGGAACCACGAAAUAUUAUCCUUGCGGUGAUUUCUGCCAAAAAUGAUUAUGCAAAUCAAAUUGUGCUCAAGCUCGCACGCACUGCUGAUCGUGGUGGUAGUCGAACAUUAGGCGUGAUUACAAAACCCGAUACUCUUGUCGCGGGUGCCGAGGGCGAGAACUACUAUGCUACUCUUGCAAAGAACCAGGAUAUAAAAUUCUCUCUUGGGUGGCACGUGUUGAAGGAUUUGGAUUUUGAUGUAGGAACUUGGUCCUUAUCACACCGCGACUCUGAGGAAGAGGAGUUUUUCUCCAAAGGCAUCUGGAAAGAGGUCCCUGCAACAUCACUAGGGAUAGUUAAUUUACGCAAAAGGCUUAGUGAUGUUCUUCUACGACAAAUUAUAGGUGAAAUGCCAGGGUUGAUUAGAGAAAUCCAAACAGAAUUCGAAAAUUCUAUGAAACGACUUGAAGAACUUGGGGAACCGCGGUCAACUUUAGAGCAACAACGAAACUACCUUCUACACACCAGUCUUCAAUUCCAAAAAAUCUUGAGACUAGCUGUAGAUGGAACAUAUAAUGAUCCAUUCUUUGGUGAUGCCAAGUCUGAAAUUGGCUAUCAAAAACGAUUACGAGCUGUACUUCAGAAUCUUAACCUCAGUUUUGCAAAUACAAUCAAUCAAGAAGGCCAUAGAUAUUGCAUUACUGAUCAUACGCCGAACAAGAAUGAGGGUGAUGGUUUUGACUAUGAAAUUGAUACAACAAUAUCGAUCACCAAAGAUCAAUUCAUAGACAAAAUCGAAGAUCUCAUGAAGAGAACAAGAGGUCACGAGCUACCAGGGUCAUUCGACUCGCUGAUCAUUACUGAUAUAUUUCGGCUGCAAUCAACCCCCUGGGAAGCUAUUACUCAAAAGCAUGUCAAAGAAGUCCUUUUCAAUACUCGGACAUUCAUCAAACUCCUGAAUUCAAGUAUUGUAGAUUCUUCGACAUCAGAGGCGCUAUUUUCCGGAAUCCUCGAGCCGGCUUUAGAUAGGUUGUCGAGAAAUUUACAGUCGAAAGUCGCCGAAUAA